This is a messenger RNA of Cotesia congregata, 999 nucleotides long. Lineage: Eukaryota; Metazoa; Arthropoda; Insecta; Hymenoptera; Braconidae. The record is from the annotation of a GenBank genome assembly.
AUGCAUUUUACUGAAUCUCAGUAUCCGGAAACUUGUUACCGAGAAAGAAAUAUUAAAUGUUCGGUUAGUGUGAGAGAUUAUCCAUUCUGGGGUAAGAUUCUUGGAAGUCCGAAGAAUUACUACGUCGUUGAGGCAGAACUUCGUGAGGAAGAGCUUUCCCGUCGACUUAGAGUUGAAUCCGAAGAAAAUUCAGAGAUUGAAGAAGAAAUAGGAACCGGUUUAAACGAGAAGGUUUACUUAGUGUGCAAUUCUCCAGGAUUAGAUGACUGGAUCGAAUUGCCAUCAGUCACGCCGAAACAAAUUGUAGUAGCAAGACAAAUCAUCCGGUAUUUCACGGGAUGUCUCGAAACUACGGUACAAACUUUCCCUCAUUUUCCUGUAAAUGAAGGGAAUUAUUUACGUGCCCAGAUUGCAAGAAUUACUGCAACCACACUUAUUUCUCCAGUUGGAUACUUUAUUUUUAAAAGUUCAGACGAUGAAGAAACAGGAAAAUUAAGUAUCAAUCCCAAUUACCAUCCGUUAUCUGUGAAAAACUUAACUGACCCGUCUUUGUCAAAUUGGUGUCACCAUAGUCGUUACAUUUAUGAAGAUGGACAAACCACCAGCUGGGAUUCAUCUGAAGAAGAAUCUGAUGAAGACUCGAGUGAAGAAGAAGAUGAGGAUGAAGUAGGCCCGUCAUUAUUAACAUCAUUAUCAAAAGACACUUUGUUAGGUGCAGUUCCAGCAUGGACUUUAAGAUUAUCGUCUGAAAUUCAGCUGGACACAGCUAUUGCUACUGUCAGGUCAAAUUUAUGGCCCGGAGCUGUUGCAUUUGCCAAGAGCGGGGUAUGUGGUAAUGUGUACAUUGGAUCGGGUCAUAAAUAUGACAUUUGUGAUUAUCGUCCACCAGAAACGCCACUUGUAGAAAAUCAAUAUAAAAUAGGCUCGGAGAAAGAAGAUCGUACUUUGGAAGAAGAAAUUGAUAAUCAUGAACUUCAAUUACUAGAAAAUUUUGAAUCA